UGCCAAGGCCCUGCUGGCAAAGAGGGACAGGUGGAUCUGGGGACGAUAAAAAUCAUGUAGACUCGAUGUAAUAAAUUACACGAAGAGAAAAACAAGAAAACAAGUAUGGCUGCUGUCUUGCCUUCUCUUGCAAGCUUCGAUUUUCCAAGGGUACUUCGGAUAUCCUGGCUUAUUGGAGUCCUAGCCCAUACGACUUAUGUUUUUAUCAAAAGCGUGAAAGAUUCCAUUGAAUCGGUUCCGGAAAAGACGUUAAAUGAUCAAUCUACCUCGCAAGUACUGUUCUUCCCAGACAAAAUGCUUGCGUGCAAGCAGUUUAUCUUCGAAGGAGGCUGCAACCGAAAGAACUGCCAGUUUGCACACGAAGAAACGUCUCUAAGUAAGUUAGUAAGAGUGCUCUUAGAAGCUAAGGAAAGCCUGGACGUUUGCGUGUUUACCAUCAACUGUCGCGAACUAGCAGACGCCACUAUUCAGCUUCAUAAGAGUGGUGUUGUAGUCAGAGUGUUAACAGACGAUGAACAGAUGGGUUCAACUGGCUCACAGAUUGAGAAGUUUAGACGUGAAGGGAUUCAAGUACGCCACGAUCUCUCCUCAUUCUUCAUGCAUCACAAGUUUGUUGUCAUUGACCGCAAACGUCUCGUUAACGGCUCUUUCAACUGGACUAGGCAGGCAGUGACUGGAAAUCGGGAGAACGUGGUGAUUUCAAGCGAUAAAGAAGUAGUGGAAGCUUUUUCAGAAGAGUUUGAAAGAUUAUGGGAGGUCUACGACCCUUCUAAGAGAUUAUGAAUGCCCUGAGAACAGUGCACACGUUUUAGAAUUUUAUCGUUGAGCGAUCAAGACUCUUAUGUUUAAUGUUUGGUUUUGGAUUAAUUUAAUCCGAGUAGCUGGCUUUUUAGGCGGGGAAGGGUUGGGGAUAAAAGAGGAGAGAGAAAAGGGAAGCCUUACACAUUUUUAGUUUUUAUUUUGGCUGCUUUAUGAAUAUUUAUUUAUUGUAAAUCAAUAGGCCCUUUGCACGACCUUGUCCCAUGGUAUAAGUGGGACUUCCAUGCACAGUGGAAAGUGUGCUUUGUUUUGGAAAUCCCAGUGUAACUUGCAUCCCAGUAUGGCUGGCUUUGCAAUGUGACUGGGUUGUGCAAAGAAUGUAAUUCCCAUCAGCUUUUUCACCUCUGCAUUUUAGGCCAUCACAUUAAUUGCAUUAGAAGUUAUAGCAGACUACACAGAGUUUGUAGUGAAAUUUUUAUCAUUGUUAUUUGGAAUAAUUAUUCUAAUUUUCAGUGACAUCAUGAUCUGCCUCUGCAAAGCUGUUUAUGUUGCAGUUUAAUUUUACCCUUGUACAAUUUGAUAUCUUCCUUUGUUCAGCUGUAUGGUAAUUUACUACAUGACGAAGUUAGUUCAGAGGGCUAAUACAGUAAAAACCCUUAUAUAAGAACCUAAACUUUAAGAACCUGUUAGGCUAAAAUUUUCAUUUUAAACCCCCUUCUCAUAAGAACUUAUUUAGCCUAAAAUUUUCAAUAAAUUCUUAUUUUAUAAAAAUGAAGGCACAGAUGAAAAUACAGAAAAAAUUUUAGUCUAGGUUUCAGUCAGAAAGAUUCAAAGAAUGAACUAAAAUGAAAACCAUAUCAUGUCUUUGCCAAUACUGGUUAUUUAAUACAGCACUAUGCUUAUUCCAUAUCACAUAGGCCCUGUAGUAGUUAUCUGUGCCAAUUGCUAGUGCCCUUAUCAAAUGAAGAACCUAUUUAAGAACCUAGGUAGCCUAAAAUUCCAACAUUUCUAUAAGAACCUAUUUAGGCUAGGUUGGAAAUUAAAUCUGGGUUCUUAUAUGCAGGUUUUUACUGUAGCUAAAAUUAACCAAUCAGAUUACUCCAUUGCCCGUCCACUAUUCUCUAAGUAUUGGAUCAGGCACCGUCCUGAAUUAUCCAACAUGAUCCCUCUUGAGAUUUUCUGGUAGUUUUGUGGUUUAUGUUUCUGGAAGAACCUGUUUCACAUAAAAGAUUCCUUUUCUUUUUCUUCCAACUCUUUCCCUUUUGUUUUGUUUAACAUCAGAAAUAAGUAUACUCCAAGUUAGCUCCUAUGCUCCUAUUUUUUUCUUUGAAAAACAUUUUCAGUCAUGUAGUAAAUCUCUUGACCAAGCUUACAGAUUCAUCAAGAUCAGAAGUGGAUCAAAUUGACCUAAAAGCUUUUGCCUGAGGAAGACUGGGGAAAGGUUCACUUUGACCUUUCUUAUAGUGGUGCAUCACUUUUGUUGCUGUGAGUGAAACAAUGCCUUUGCCUUUUGGUGCUUUAUUGUUACAAAAGCAGCCUUUUUGUGGCCUAACUAUGGUAUCGGUGUGUCACAACAUUCCCAGUGCAAAAAGAUGGAGUUUCAUUGCCCCUCUGUAUGGAGAUGGAGAUGGAUCUGGCGAGAGCACAUAAUCUUACUCAAAAACACAAUACAAUGACCCUGACCAGUGCUUGAAAAACACUGGUAACCCAAAAGUGCCGUCUGUAGUAAAGUAUUUCGUGCAGUGUAGUAAUUCACAUUACUACACAAAGCAGUUGACUUAAAACACUAGCACUGUCCAAUAAUAAAUUGUCAUUUUCAAGGGAAAAUGUUUGGAAUAUUUGCUGAUGGAUUUCUGUGGUCGAAUCAGUGAGUUCUACUUUCAACGACGUUUUUAGGGACGAGAAAGUAAAAUUUGUGAUGUACUCAAUUCUUUUUAUGUGACGUGUGAUUGGUGAAAAAAUUCUCUGUGAAGCGUGAUUUAAUAGAAAAAUUCAGUGUGAUGCAUGAUUGGUACCCUUCCCCCCACCCCUUUGCCACCCUCUUUACUAUGACCUUGUACUGGUUCAUAAGAUUGUCAGUCUGUGUCUGUGUCUUGACCAGAGUGAUUACUUUCAAUUGGUUUUGGUUUUACAACAAUCAACUGAAAACUGCCCUUAGCCCAAAAAGCAGUCAUUCAUAAGUACAUAAUUUAUCCUCAAUAAUUUACUACAAAGACAAUCAAAAAUACAGAAUACCCCACAAAAAAAUGGCAGUCUUAAAUUAAUAGAAACUUACAUGAAAUUUAAUGAAACCAGCAAGGAGAAUUUCUACAGUGACAACAGGGCAAUACAAAUUAAAUAAUAAUUGACACUAAGCAUCGAACAUUGUCAUUCUGUAGCAUAUUGGAUAAUCUAGUGUUCUUCUGAGUAAACUAUGGUAUAUACUUCAGUACAUGUAUUUAUUAUAUGGCUAGCUCCGUGAGCAGACAAGAUCAACCAAAUCCUGCUCUGUGAUUGGCCA
Molecule: messenger RNA, 3259 nt
Organism: Orbicella faveolata
Lineage: Eukaryota; Metazoa; Cnidaria; Anthozoa; Scleractinia; Merulinidae
Biological process (GO): piRNA processing
Cellular component (GO): mitochondrion
Molecular function (GO): metal ion binding; RNA endonuclease activity producing 5'-phosphomonoesters, hydrolytic mechanism
Source: RefSeq, a predicted model, not a curated record